Erinaceus europaeus (western European hedgehog) is the source of this 1131-nucleotide messenger RNA. Its product is annotated as olfactomedin-4. The record is from RefSeq and is a predicted model, not a curated record. Gene Ontology annotation, biological process: signal transduction. NCBI's taxonomy places the organism in Eukaryota, Metazoa, Chordata, Mammalia, Eulipotyphla, Erinaceidae.
AUGCAGGUUGGAACAGAGGAGAAGAAUGAGUCUCUGGCAUCAGACAAGGGGUCAGAUGAUGAAGGGGGCACUUCACCUACACAGGUGGCCAAUGCCAGCCUCAUGAUCACGCUCUUGGCUGACUCUGACCAGCGUAGCUUUCACACCUCCCGCCAGGAGGUGGACAUCCUUGAAGGGCGACUCAGCCAGUGUGAGCGGGAGAAGGAGCAAGAGGAAGCUUCCAGACACCCUGGUCCUUCACUCCCCCCUGGUUCCUGUGCCCAUGGAGGUCUCCAGAAAGUCAGCAGGCCUCUGGUGGUACAGCUCAAUUGGAGAGGCUUCUCAUACAAAGCUGGAGCCUGGGGUCGAGACUCGGCACCCAACCCAGCCUCUUCCCUCUACUGGGUGGCCCCCUUGCGUGCAGACGGCAGGUAUUUUGACUACUACCGGCUGUACAAGUCCUACAAUGACCUAGUACUACUGAAGAACUAUGAGCAGUGGAAGAUAGGCUAUGGCGACGGCAGUGGCAAUACUGUGUAUCACAACUUCAUGUAUUUUAACUACUAUGGCACAAACGACAUGGCCAAAGUGGACCUUUCCACCAACACCCUGGUGCUCCGGCGCCCCCUGCCGGGAGCCACCUACAACAACCGCUUCUCUUAUGCGGGUGUGCCUUGGAAGGACAUAGAUUUCGCUGGCGAUGAGAAGGGGUUGUGGGUGCUCUAUGCCACGGAGGAGAGCAAGGGCAACCUGGUCAUUAGCCGUCUCAAUGCCAGCAGCCUCCAAGUGGAGGAAACCUGACGCACCAGCCAGUACAGGCCAGUCGUGUCCGGGGCUUUCAUGGCCUGUGGGGUGCUGUAUGCCUUACGUUCACUGAGCACCCGCCAAGAGGAGAUCUUCUAUGCUUUUGACACGGCCACUGGGCAAGAGCUUCACCUCAGCAUCCUGCUGGAUAAGAUGCUGGAGACCCUGCAGGGCAUCAACUAUUGCCCCGUGGACCACAAGCUCUAUGCUGUCAAUGAUGGCUACCUCGUCAAUUAUGACCUCAGCUUCCUGACAGAGAAGCGCAGUGUGCCCAGACCACCUCCCCAAAGAGGGUGGAGAUCUGGGGCUCGGGCUCCGCCCAAACUUUUCAAACCCAGCAAGGCCUAG